UGGCGUAUUUCAGCUAUGCAGGCGGGGGUUCAAGGCCAGAACACCUCCAUCGGCACAGGCAAGCAUCUUAACUCAGAACCGGUUCGCCCUCUCCACGUCCCCAGUUUGCCUUCAGCCCCUGGUGAUGUAAUAGUGGUAGGUGAUUCUAUUGUUAGAAACCUCAAUAUCGCAUGCCCUAAUCGAAAAUCGUUUGUUUCUUGUUUUCCCGGUGCUUGUGUCCGAGAUGUGAUGAGACAUGCGCCGGCAAUCCACGAGAAGCACAAGAACAGGGCAGUUGGAGCAAUUGUUUUGUAUGCCGGCGUAAACGAUAUAAGGCACCAACAAUCAGAAAUCCUGAAGGCUGACUUCGCAGCAUUAAUUAAAGACACGAAGGAGAGGACCCCAUCGGCAAAGAUCUUCAUUUCGGGUCCACUACCCCUCGUCAGACGAUCAAACGAGUACUACACUCGUCUGCUAGGAUUAAACAACUGGCUGCAGGGCUUCUGCAAGAAUCAAGACAUCGGGUUCAUCAACAACUGGGACCUCUUUUGGGAAAGACCGCGUUUCUCCAAGCGAGAUGGCUUGCAUCCGAAAAGUUUCGGCGCCCGGGUCCUCUCCGAAAACAUAUCUAAGCUUAAGGAUGGCUUCUUUCACCUGCAUGGAGAGCUCCUUUGACCGCAUGUUGUCUGUUCACAGCAAAAUCUUCCACAUGCAAGCACCACACCUCAAAUCAACUCCAGGCCUUUUAUCAGC
Messenger RNA from Erpetoichthys calabaricus (reedfish), 732 nucleotides. RefSeq lists its product as uncharacterized. NCBI's taxonomy places the organism in Eukaryota, Metazoa, Chordata, Cladistia, Polypteriformes, Polypteridae. The transcript has 2 exons. The coding region runs from base 16 to 654 and encodes 212 amino acids. The record is from RefSeq and is a predicted model, not a curated record.